CACCUGGCCGCCAGUUGCCGUUUCACUUUCGUUCGGUUCGGUGCGUUCAGCAUCUCUCCAAGGGUGUCAACCCCGCGCGCUGGUCGAUCGGUCGAGUGUGUAGCUAGAACUUUGCCUGCGAAUUCCCAGUUCAAGUUCGUGCGUCCGUGCAACUGCUCGAGAAGAGAUGAUGCUCAAGAUCGCCGCUGCUUGCCCUUGAUGGUCCGCGAGGAAGAAGUGCUAAUUUUUUGCAGGUGGUCCACGCAGACCACGCUGCCACGCCAAGUGCCGCAAGUUGACCGUGAAGAUCGUGCUUGCGCAGUUUUGGCGUUCAACUGACAGUCGGGCCGUGAAGAUCAGUGCGUCGUUUGGGGGUCGUUUCUUUGGGGUGGACCAGCAGUGUUGCCAGCAUGAGUUUGGCGGAUAACUUUACGGACUUUGCGGCCGGAUCGCGGUUCGUGUUCCAGAUGGCCGUCGAGGAGUACCACACCGGCCGGAACUGGUCCGGUCUGCUCGACCGGUACUGGCUGAUCGUGGAGGAGCUGAUCGCGGACCCCCGCGCCAAGGAGCUGCCCCUGAUGGCCGACCCGCUGCCCACGUGUGGCCUGAUCAUCUGUUACCUGCUUUGGGUCCUGCUGAUCGGUCCGAUGUACAUGCGCGACCGGAAGCCCAUGGACCUGCGGCGUGUCAUCAUCUUCUACAACCUGUUCCAGGUGCUCCUCAGCGGGUACAUGUUUUACGAGCACUUGAUGGCGGGAUGGUUGCGAGGGUACAGCUUCUCGUGCCAAACGGUGGACUACGACGAUGGACCCCUAUCCAGGAGGAUGUUCAACCUGUGCUACGUGUACUACCUGUCCAAGCUGACCGAGUUUGCGGACACGGUGUUCUUUGUGCUGCGGAAAAAGCAGUCCCAGAUUACGGACCUGCACGUGUACCACCACUCGCUGACACCGAUGGAGGCCUGGAUUCUGACCAAAUUUAUCGCCGGUGGCAACGCGACCUUCCCCAAUAUCAUCAACAACUUUGUGCACGUGCUGAUGUACUUUUACUACAUGCUGUCGGCGAUGGGACCCCGCUACCAGAAGUACCUCUGGUGGAAGAAGUACAUGACCGAGGUGCAAAUCAUCCAGUUCAUCCUGUGCAUCGGCCACUGCAUCAACGCCCUGGUCACCGGAUGUCCCUUCCCGCGGUUCAUCUCGACGCUGCUGCUCAUCAACGCGUCCAUCUUCCUGGCGCUGUUCAUGAACUUUUACAUCCAGAGCUACAAACGAAGACCGAAGGCCGUCGUGGCGGGUUCGACGGUGGAAAAGGUGGAAGAACCGGUCCAGGAAGCGCCGAUGGAGGUUAAAGAAGUCAACAACAAUACCGUUGAGUCGGUUGAGCUGCUGGAAAAGCAGGAGAAAUCCGACGAUGUUCCUGUGGAGGAAUUGAAGCAUGCCGAGGAAGUUAGUGAAGAGACUUGCGAGGAAUCCGUUGUGGAAGAGUUGGUGGAGCCUGCCCUUCCAAAGGAUGUUACGGAAGCAGUUGAAGGCCUGCGUCAGAGGAUAGUUACGCUGGAUGAACUUAUUCCGGAAGAUCGGCCCAGCAGGGUCGAGGAGGUCACCAAGUAAACCAGACAUAGAUAGGGCAACUAGCUUUAUGGUAUUAAAUUAGGUGCAAUCAUGACAAAUAACAGACCGAACGAGGUAAUGUAGAUUCUAGCGUAGAUUCCUAAGAGAAGGGACGAGUUCAAGAGCCAAUUUAACUGUUUGCAUAAGUAUAAAACAUGGUUCAAAAUCGUCCACCAAGCUGCCUCACAGCUUCACCUUGCAUAGCGAAAUGCUUCGGCUAAGUAAGCUUAACUUUUCCAUCAUUCACUUAGGAAAAUCUAGUCUGUAACACUUGUUUUUUGCUCAAAGAACCAAGUAGACAAGUAAGAAACUGUAUUGCUCAAACCUUUUCCCCCUGAAUUCGAACGCCCCCAAUCCAGCUUUAAAACGCUCCCCCCCCCUUCCAUCUGUGGCGGUUUUCCCAUCCGGGGAAAAUGUGCCCCCUAGAUUGGCCGUUCCCAAACAUCCUUCGCCAUCCGGCGAAGGUUGAAAGCAAUUGUGGCGUUGUUGAGUUUGGCAUGGGGGCUUUUAAAAUGUGUGUCUAUUUUCGCGAACGUAUUUCUUUUUCUUUAGCUGGCUAUUUUAGAGUGUAAGACAAUGUGACUGAACUUGGCAGGUCAGCGUAGUAAAUUAAGAAUUUAGAGCCAGGUAGUUGCGGUUGAUAGUGGAAUCCUUCGUUAACUGCCACAAUAAGCUAUGUGUAAAUGAAUGGAUUGCUAAUAAAAUGAAAAAU
Culex quinquefasciatus (southern house mosquito) is the source of this 2301-nucleotide messenger RNA. RefSeq names its product elongation of very long chain fatty acids protein 7. Lineage: Eukaryota; Metazoa; Arthropoda; Insecta; Diptera; Culicidae. Bases 390 to 1589 code for a protein of 399 amino acids. Gene Ontology annotation, cellular component: endoplasmic reticulum membrane. Gene Ontology annotation, molecular function: fatty acid elongase activity. The record is from RefSeq and is a predicted model, not a curated record. Gene Ontology annotation, biological process: sphingolipid biosynthetic process; fatty acid elongation, polyunsaturated fatty acid; fatty acid elongation, saturated fatty acid. The transcript has 6 exons.